AUGUCUGGAGAAUCCGCCACCGCUAUUCACAAGGGUCAAGUUGAUCUCUUAGGCUUCAUAGAUUGGAUUGGUGUUGAAUGCCUCAAUCAAAGCACCACUCUCUCUGUUUCCAGUGCUAUCAAACAGGGUUAUAGAGAAGAUAAAGGUUUUCAUCUAGAAAUUGAUGCAUAUGAACAGUUUUUGCUUUAUAUUGCUUUCACCCAAGUUAUUAAACUUUAUUCCAUUAUUGUCAAAGGUCCUGAAGAUAAAGGAGGUGCUGAAAGGGAACAAGGAUUACUUCAGAUACUGACUGAGAUGGACGGAUUCAAAGUUUCCACAGCACAGGUGCUUGUGAUAGGUGCUACAAAUAGAUUGGAUAUUAUUGAUCCUGCUCUUUUGUGGAAGGGUCGUUUCGACAAGAUCAUUAGAGUUGGUUUGCCUUUAAGAGAUGGAAGACUUGCCAUUUUGAAGGUGCAUGCUAUGAAUAAGUAUUUUCGCUUAGAAGAAGAAAAAGAUACUCUGCUUAACGAAAUUGUAGAGCUAACAGAAGAUUUUACUGGGGCAGAGCUGCAGAAUAUACUGAACGAAGCUGGAAUUUUAACGGCCAGGAAGGAUUUGGAUUAUAUUGGGCGUGACGAGUUGCUUGAGGCAUUAAAAAGGCAAAAAGGAACAUUUGAAACAGGGCAAGAGGACACUACAGAAAUUCCUGAAGAACUGAGACUGAGAUUGGCAUAUAGAGAAGAUAUGGAAACUAGUAAAAUACCCGCGCUCCUUCACCGUGUAUCAUUGGUCUUUUUGAAACAGCUAGAAAUCCAAACAGAAAUGAUAUUUGCUACAGACUCACAAAUGCAUCCCAACUACGCAAGUGAUAAUGUGACUGAUAUAAGUUCUAUUUGCAGCCAGCCAAAUAUGUCUUAUAGUGAAGUUUCUGGAAAGGUUUUUUCUAGAAAAUCAGAUUACAUAAACUCUAUAGUGCGUUCUUGUGCUCCAAGAGUAAUUGAGGAGGAGAUGUUCGGGAUAGACAACUUGUGUUGGAUGUCUGCAAAUGCUUGUUUAACCAUAUCUGCGUUUUGUAGGCUCUGUUGCGGUGCUACUUUUAUGUUUGCUGUCUGUUUUGCUCAAAUGGUUUGUGGUUCUUGUAGACGUCUGCUUUCGUAUCCAUCAGGUCAUUUCUUCCCUGCAGCUGAUCAGGUCGGGCAAGUUAAGUGUGGGAGUUGUACGCUAUUGCUAAUGUAUCCAUAUGGCGCUUCACAGGUCAGGUGUUCAUCAUGCCGGUUUGUGACAGAAAUCGGGCCAUUUAAGGAACAUGUUCAGUCGGAAGUUUUUGGAUAUAAUGCUUGUAAUACCUCCACCAAGAACAAGGAUAUAGAGGAUCAUUGGAAAGGCAUUUGGAAUCUGAGUGUUACUAAAAGAAUAAGGGUUUUUGUGUGGAUGAUAUAUCAUAAUGGAAUCAAAACCAACCAAUAUCUAAACCACUUGAAUCUUCCAGAUAAUUUGUGUGAUUACUAUGAUGGAAAAUGUAGUAGUGUUGUAGCUGAGCUUUGGUGA
This is a messenger RNA of Vicia faba (fava bean), 1527 nucleotides long. Lineage: Eukaryota; Viridiplantae; Streptophyta; Magnoliopsida; Fabales; Fabaceae. The record is from the annotation of a GenBank genome assembly.